AUGACUGAAAAUCUUACACCGGCUCUCGCAACUCAGCCAGAAUGUAUUGUCUUUACGGACUGGGAUGGAACAGUCACUUUACAGGACUCCAACGAUGCACUUACAGAUAACUUGGGUUACGGCGAAGAGCGUCGCAAGUUCCUUAACCAAGAGGUUCUCCAUGGCCGCUGGACUUUCCGCGAUGCCUUUCACGAUAUGCUUGAGUCUGUAGACAUUCCUUUCCCUGAAUGCAUCACAUAUCUUAAGCAGCAUGUUAAACUGGACCCAGGCUUCCGCACCUUUUACGAAUGGGCUCGUGAAAAUAACAUCCCCGUCAUUAUCGUGUCCUCUGGAAUGCAUCCCAUCAUCCAUGCGCUACUCGAGUCGCUGGUCGGCGCCGACGCUGCAGCUGAGAUUCAGAUUGUUUCCAACAACGUUAACAUCGACGAGGCCACUGGCCGCUGGACUAUUGUAUACCGCGAUGAUACUGACUUUGGCCACGACAAGUCGCUUGCUAUCAAGCCGUACGCCGAAAAAUCACCCAGACCAACCCUAUUCUACUGCGGCGAUGGUGUCUCUGAUCUUUCUGCUGCUCGCGAAACUGACCUCCUGUUUGCCAAAGAAGGCCGCGAUCUCAUUACCUUUUGCGAGCGCGAAAAAAUCCCAUACGUAACUUUUGGAAACUUUGGAGACAUCCAGCAAGGAAUCCAAGAGUACAUGAAAAAAAACAAGACUGAAUAA
Molecule: messenger RNA, 720 nt
Organism: Magnusiomyces paraingens
Lineage: Eukaryota; Fungi; Ascomycota; Dipodascomycetes; Dipodascales; Dipodascaceae
Exons: 1
Coding region: 1-720 (239 amino acids)
Molecular function (GO): phosphatase activity
Source: RefSeq, a predicted model, not a curated record